UUUAUUAGUUAUUAAGUUUAAUACACACACAACCAGUCAAUUGUAAUUAUGAUACCAUUAUUGAGAGUCAACCGAAAGUCAUUAAUAACGGCUGCGGUAGGUUUGGUGGCCGGUUGCGGUGCGACCGGCGCUUACCUUCAGCUGAGUGGACGCCCACUUAAUACCGUGUCUGCGGACGGCGUCAUUAAGACACCCGCUUCUGAUGCUAAUAAUCCCAAUAAUGUCAUACAAAAUCAUUAUCACUUCAAUGACCAACAAUCAUAUACAACAGCAGGAAAUUUGAUGACUAGUAGUAAUGGCUACAAAUGGGACCCAAAUUGGGAUAAAAGAGAUCCCAAAAGUUUAGUAGAGAAACCAAUUAAUAGCGACGACUUAAUAGAUGAUUAUAACGAAAAACUAGAAAAAGCCAAACCAGUGGCCACUCGACACCUGAUUCUCAUCAGACACGGACAGUACAACCAGUCGGGAGAAACGGAUAGUUUGCAAAUAUUGACGCCAUUGGGCAGAGAACAGGCAGAUCAAGUGGGCCUCAGACUCAAACAAUUAGGUCAUCCGUAUACACGAAUGAUUCAGUCGACAAUGACCAGAGCUACCGAAACGGCCGAAAUUAUUGGCAAACAGUUGGCUAAUAAUAAUAAUAAUGAUAAUAAUAUUCCCGUCGAUAGUUGCGAUCUGAUUAGAGAAGGAGAUCCAAUAGAGCCGAUUCCCUGUCCCGAUAACUGCCGAAGCAAACCAAAGGAGUACUUUGUUUCCGGCGCUCGGAUCGAGUCUGCUUUCAGAAAAUAUUUUCAUCGAUCAGAUCCCCAGCAAUCGGCCGAUAGCUAUGAUAUACUUGUAUGUCAUGCAAAUGUUAUCCGAUAUUUUGUAUUACGAGCCUUACAAUUACCACCAGAAGCUUGGCUUAACUUUACGUUAAACAACUGUAGUAUUACUUGGAUUACUAUCUAUCCGAAAGGUCAGGUAGUUGUUAAAAGUGUCGGUGAUAUCGGACAUAUGCCGCCAAAUAAAAUGUCUCUUUAUUAA
Messenger RNA from Oppia nitens, 1023 nucleotides. Its product is annotated as serine/threonine-protein phosphatase PGAM5, mitochondrial-like. Gene Ontology annotation, biological process: positive regulation of mitochondrial fission. NCBI's taxonomy places the organism in Eukaryota, Metazoa, Arthropoda, Arachnida, Sarcoptiformes, Oppiidae. The transcript is spliced from 3 exons. Gene Ontology annotation, cellular component: mitochondrion. The record is from RefSeq and is a predicted model, not a curated record. The coding region runs from base 49 to 1023 and encodes 324 amino acids.